CCACUAGACACCUCCAUAAGCUUACUAUUUUCAUCCCAUUGAACUACGAAUAGGUUGCCCAUAUGCGUCGUAUUUUAGUAAGCAGUAUUCUCUCUCAAUCCGCAAUGCGUCUUUCCUCCUCAGGUUCCACAGGUCUAAACAAUCCCAAGGUUGAAGAGCUUGCAACAGCCUACUCGCAACUCACAUUGAAAGAACUCUCGGACCUGCAGCGGCUCAUUUUCAAAAAGCUUGGGCACAGUGAUGAAUUCUACGAAAAGGCUCUCUUAAAAGGACUAGGUGGUGGUGGUGGUGGUGGUGGCAAUGUAACCGUGGCAGCGGCACCGGCAGUAACAGCUACGCCUGAAGCCGCGGCGACGGACACUGCCGCAGAACAUGUAAAGGAGAAGAAAAAGAUUGAGAAGAACACCUUCGAUGUCAAGUUGGAUAAAUACGCGCCAGAAAUAAAGAUAAAGUUGAUCAAAGAGCUGCGCACGGUGACCAAUCUUAGCAUUGCUGAUGCCAAAAAAGCGAUAGAGAAGGCCCCUGGCCUGGUUGCCAAUAACAUGCCUAAGUCGGAUGCAGAGAAAUUGAAGGAGCUUUUUGAGAAGUUAGGAGCAAAAGUAGAACUUUUAUAG
Messenger RNA from Phytomonas sp. EM1, 614 nucleotides. The record is from the annotation of a GenBank genome assembly. Lineage: Eukaryota; Euglenozoa; Kinetoplastea; Trypanosomatida; Trypanosomatidae.